Messenger RNA from Colletotrichum abscissum, 258 nucleotides. RefSeq lists its product as uncharacterized. The coding region runs from base 1 to 258 and encodes 85 amino acids. The transcript has a single exon. The record is from RefSeq and is a predicted model, not a curated record. NCBI's taxonomy places the organism in Eukaryota, Fungi, Ascomycota, Sordariomycetes, Glomerellales, Glomerellaceae.
AUGGCAGCACCGUUCGAUGCGGCCCAGCUGGACGAGAGCGAGAAAUCUGUCUUGAACAUUGCCAUCGACGGCCGAACACGAAUUCAGCCAUCGGUCCACCCGGAAGCCAUGGGCAGCAGGUUCCUCAGCUUCAUCCAGGUAGAGCACCCCAUCAAGGAGAUUCUCGAGAGCGACGACCUCACAGCCUUGUCUUUGCUGAUCCGCAGAGCCAUUAUUGCAAUAGAUAAUCCUUCAUCAAUGUUGUCAUUAAGCUUGUGA